AGCCGAUCAUUGACAACCAAUGUGUGUGCACCUGCAUGCAUGCAUAGGUGCAUGCACAAGACAGGCAGCGUAAUUUAUAGGCCAAACAAUCAGCGCUCAGUUUUCUGCAAAUGGGAAGAACACAUCAUACCCACUUUGCUUAAACUCCUGGAAGCACAGUCAGACAAGAUGUCAAUCAUAUUGAGACAGCCUAGGGUUGCUUUAGUGUUGGAUAAGCCCAGCAUACCCUACCUGAUCAUUCACAUCAAUCCGGUCUUCGCUCACUUCCCCCAACCAUGAAGACACAGAGUUGCAGUGCCUCUUGACACGAUCACUGAAGCAAUCAAGCAAUCAGGGGAUACCUAUGAAUGAAUCUUGCUAUGCCCUAUAUGCCCCACUGAGGGUGUGGAUUAGCAUCGCAAAACGACCUAAGCAGUGAAGGAUACAAGCAUGGAUACAGGUGUUUUCAUCUCCUGGACUGCUCCGCGUUUGCAGGUAGCAGUUGUAGGUCAUGUUCUACCACAGUCAAGCAAAGCACCUGGACGUGGAGCGGCAGAUGAUAAAUUUCAACCCAGGCAACUUCCUUGUUCACCAUCCAACAAACAAGAUCUUCAAUUCCAACCCUAUAUCCGAGGAUACACUCUGAGAGCAUGAAAGGGACAGCACUUAUUCUAAGAUUUUAUGGUAGAAGAUUGACCUCGCAAUGUGAAUGUGAAGUUAUAUCUAGUGGACCGUCCCUGCUGUAAGGACAAUCCACAAUCCUGCUCUCCAGGCAGUGCGUAGUGCCGUUGUCAGAAAAAUAUGCGGCCAGCUUAAACAGGAUGGUAUACCGGUACGUACCAAGGACACUCUCCGAAACGCACCACAAACGGUCGUGGGAGAUAGUUGGGCAGAUUGGAAAGAGUGUGCACCAGCAACUACCUUUAGUUCCAUUCGUUUCCUGUCCUCAGCAGCGACUGAAGAUGGUCCAAAUCGUUUCCUCCUCAUCGCCGGCAUGUUCUUUAAUCCUUUGCUCUCCUCACAGACUGCCAACGUCUUCUUCGAUCCUUUCCUUUCCCUCUCGGCUGCCAACGUGUUCUUUAAUCGUUUCCUCUCCACGAUUGGAAGAGAAAAAAGGAGGACGAGCAAAGAAAACGCCAGGAGGAAGAUGAUGAGAACAGAUACAGAACCCUAAACCCUAAACCCAACACCAACAUCACCAGCAGCAGAAGAAGAAAAAGGAGAAGAAACCUACACCGAUUUCAGCAAAAUGGCGGUAAAGAAAACGGCGCCAGGAAAGAAGGCCACAGCGUUCGACGCGGAGAUGAAGGAAACGGAAAAGGAACGCUGUCCUUUUGGACAAUUCCGUGUAAACCAGAGCGAAGCUCAUGCACCACGGCGAACAAAAAGAAGAAGACGAAGGGAGAAAUAAGAGGAAAUCAAGCCGACUGCUGUCACCCCUUCCAAAAGCUGAACAGAGUGCUCCCGUGAGUCCGUUAAAACUGGAACAAUAUAGACAAGCCUAUGGCAUCUGCUACCUGCGCAAGGAUGACAAGCACAGGUCGAAAAAAAACAGGUGCACGUGAAGUAGCUAACGAGUUACGACCAUAUACUGGGUGCCAAUGCGAUCACGGAAAGAGGGGAAGCAAUAAUAUGAGAACAGUAAAAGAGGGAAGGGGAAGGAAAGAGCAGCAAAGUGCGGAGCGAGAGGAGGGAGGGAACAAAGAAGCAAAAAGAAACCUCCAGAGGCAGGAGAAAGAGAGAGGGAGGGAGGGAGACUACAGACCGGGGAAGCACAAUGAAACCUGCGGUGACAGGAGAAUCAAUAGAGCAAUGAGAUGCCAGGAGGAACCGGAUCGCAGCCACGUGCUGCGACGGUCAGAUCAAUCCAAGGAAGGAACACUCGACUGCGAUCAAGUCAGUGAGUGAUAACAUACAAACGAAGGUAUGGAGAGGGAAGAAGAUACGAAAUGAAGAUUAUGUAAAGCAGUCAUGGCACAGCAAGAAAAAGAGAAGAAAAAGUAAAAAAUGUUUCCGUCCGAUCUCCAUUCUCCGCUUGCAGAGGAUGAGACCACCGACGAGAUAAAUGAGAUAGGGUAACGAAAUGAAGAGCAGAAUCAGAUGGAGAACGGCAAUUUGCGCAGCAGCUACGAGUGUCCACCCGAAGAGCACUUAGCAAGAGUACGGCGAUGACACACCAAGACCAAUGCCUUUCGGAGCCACCUCGCCGAGCGUAUUUUUGGCCAGCGGUCGAGCCUGUUCCGUACGCAGAUGAAGGUGGGUGACCUGUAGCCCUUGAGGAGAUGGCGUGGGCUACCAGAAAUGACGCGAAAUGAGAGGACAUCAAAAGGAAAAGAAUUGAGGAAGACGGGGAUAAAGGGCGCGAGCGCGAGCGAGCGAGCGAGCGAGCGAAAGAGACAGGCAGAUAGUCAAUUGGUCGAAGGCGGAACAGGAGCAGUACGAGUAACAGGACGACUGUGCAAAAACAUUCGCGUGAAGGACAUGCAGCACUCAGAUACGCCCUGCGACCACUGAAUUGCAUUAUGCAAAGGUCUACCUUCCUCUCCAAGCAGCCACAGCGUCAGCUCUUCUACAGACAUGCAGCGUCUACCUUUCACAUAACAUAGCGCCAAAAUUCUUAAGCCGCUUUCAACCUUAUCACCUACAGACAGACAGAGGUAUGAAGUAAAAUAAGCUCGUGCAACAUGUCAAUACCACUCGUUCGGGUUCCACUUCAGCAUCCCCGCUAAAUCGUUAUUUUCUAAUCUAAAGCCAAUCCUUCGCUGUAGAUCGGCCCCGACUUGUUAAACGAGUGAAUUUGGAAGAACGACAAGGGAAAACCGCAAGGAUGGAUACAACACGGCGUCACAAUUCCCGCCCAAGUGAUCCACCAACAUCGGGUUCACUCUUCCCGCCUCAGCGAUACAAAGACACUCAUGUAGCUCGAAAACUAUACUCGCAAAUCAAUUUGCCCGCCGCUACUCUCUCUCCUUUCCUCUCUUUCUUCCCUUCCCCUGGCGUUCUUAGCAUGCGUGCCAGUAUGUAUGGCACUCCAGGAAGUCGCUUCCUAGCACUUCAACCCGCUCUAUGACCCACGCCGUCUUUGCGGGUCAUCAGGUAGUUCUCCGCGUUGCCCUCUUCGGCCUCAACACACUCCUUUCCUCCCAAUAACCCGCAGCUUCCUCUACCGAGCCCGAGGAGCCCGCAAGUACACAGCACCCGUUAACUACAAAUCUCGAGUGGCACAUCACCUCUCGCCGCAAGUACACAACACCCGUUAUCUAUAAAUCUCGAGUGGCUCAUCAGCUCUCGCCAUAUCAGUGCCUUCUGCUCACCAAAUUACGGAGACCGUCGUCAGCCAAAUAUCACGUGAUCAAUGUGAUCCGCAUCAUCGCGAUUAUUAUUGUCAUCUAACAAAUCGACGUCGCCCAA
Molecule: messenger RNA, 3390 nt
Organism: Chara braunii
Lineage: Eukaryota; Viridiplantae; Streptophyta; Charophyceae; Charales; Characeae
Source: the annotation of a GenBank genome assembly